AUGAAGUCGGAGAGCUUUCAUGCAACUGAGCUUGCAGAGCGCUGCAAAUCAGCGCUACAAAUUUUGCAGGAUCUUCACAACAACGGCGAGGCACUCUCCAAGAAAAAUCUCGAAGAAGCCGUUGGGCUGGUCGUCUUCACCUUGAAAGGCGCCUCUAUGGGUGCUGAAGUCGGACUUGGCUCCGGGCUUGUGAUGGCCCGUCAUGCGAAGGGAGAUUGGUCAUUGCCCUCUGCUGUCUCCCUGACGUACGUUGGCGGAGGGGUAUCAUUUGGGAUUAAUGUGUACAGCUCGGUCCAGGUUCUGAAGAAAGAAGAAUUCGAAAAAAACUUUAUCGAGCAAAGACGAGAAUAUGGGAUGCAACUUGCGGCUUCUGCUGGUCCUCUCAGUACAUAUGUUGACGUUAAAGGUCAGAGCCUUGUCCAAACUCUCACAGAAUCGACGGGCAUGUACGUUGGUCUGACUUUUGGGGGCACCCACUUCAAAGAGAACAAGGAUCUUAAUGCCAAGUUUUAUGGAAAAGAGGUGACUGCACAAGAAAUCCUCACUGGGAAUAUCCAAGUUCCUGAGGCGCGCAAGAACGAGGUGAGAAGUCUUUUGGACUUUUUGACCUUAUUGGAGAAGUAG
Messenger RNA from Clonostachys byssicola, 624 nucleotides. Lineage: Eukaryota; Fungi; Ascomycota; Sordariomycetes; Hypocreales; Bionectriaceae. The record is from the annotation of a GenBank genome assembly.